AUGGGAGGGAAGAAAGAAAGAAAGGAAAUAGAUUUACCAAAUAUUUAUGGGAUCCCCUGCCACUUGUUCGGAGGGGUGGCAGGCCUGCCGUCGGGCCUGCACGUGGGCCGCUCCAACACGCGGCAGGUGGCCGAGCGGCGGCUGGGCGACGUGCAGGCCUUCCUCACGUCGCUGUUCGGCCUCGCCGACGAGAUCGCCCACUCGGACCUCGUCUACACGUUCUUCCACCCGCUGCUGCGGGACCAGCAGGACGUCGAGCCGCAGAGGAUGAAGCACCGAGGCGAGUCGCAGGAGGCGGAGAGCAGCGGCUCCGGCUCGCUGAAGCUGUCGGUGCAGUACGCGGGCGGGGUGCUGUCCGUGCUCAUUCUGCACGCGCAGUCGCUGGCCGCCACGCCCCAGGGGCUGCCACCCAACCCCUACGUCAAGGUGUACCUGGUGCCGGACCCCACCAAGGAGACGAAGCGCAAGACGCGCGUGCUGAAGCGCAACUCGCACCCGUCCUUCAUGGAGAUGCUGGAGUACCGGCUGCCGCUGGAGGUGGUGCAGGCCAGGAGCCUGCAGGCCACCGUGUGGCACUACGACUCGCUGCAGGAGAACCAGUUCCUCGGCGGCGUGGUGGUGCCGCUCGGCUCGAUACCGCUCCGCGACGAGACCGUGGCCUGGUACCCGCUCGAGUACAUCCCGCGG
Molecule: messenger RNA, 687 nt
Organism: Iphiclides podalirius (scarce swallowtail)
Lineage: Eukaryota; Metazoa; Arthropoda; Insecta; Lepidoptera; Papilionidae
Source: the annotation of a GenBank genome assembly